Messenger RNA from Synchiropus splendidus (mandarinfish), 2708 nucleotides. Its product is annotated as nucleobindin-2-like. The transcript has 15 exons. Bases 660 to 1982 code for a protein of 440 amino acids. NCBI's taxonomy places the organism in Eukaryota, Metazoa, Chordata, Actinopteri, Syngnathiformes, Callionymidae. The record is from RefSeq and is a predicted model, not a curated record. Gene Ontology annotation, molecular function: calcium ion binding. Gene Ontology annotation, cellular component: endoplasmic reticulum-Golgi intermediate compartment; extracellular exosome.
AACAAACCAGAAGGACCGAGUCUAAGGGGGAAAAAAAUGCAAUAAUAGUAUAAUGCUGUCUUUGGCACAUCGUCACUUAUUCUUUUGUAUGAGUGUUUAAUAAAGUACACAUUAUUUAGACCAUGUAUUAUUAUGCAUUAUUAUUAUUAUGCACUACAAACGUGGCAUUAUUAGUGUAAAUAUCGCCACAGUAAGUGCUAACAAUCGGUGAGUUGAGAUUAAGUUCAGAGUUUUAAGUCAAGUGAAUCCCGAAAACAGACGGAGACGCUGCUGUACAUAUAGAUAUAGCGAUGCAAUAUUAAUUUAACGCUAUUGCAACGUGAGCUUUUGUGAAAACUAAGUGUUCAACUUUGUUGUUUACAAAAGAAGCUAGGAGGCUAACAGGCGCUCAGCUGAUAUCAAAUGAUGUCUUCGUCAGUUGUGAUUAUUUGCAGCUUCAAGAAACGGAUACUAAGAUGAAACAUCGGACUCUGAUUUCACCGUGAAAAGUAUUCGGCUUCUGCCCCACGACAAGGAGGAAAUGUCGCGUUCACCAAAGGCGAAACUUCCGGACUACAACGCAGCAAGCGACGCAGAUAACAGCCAAGUUCGGAGCAGGUUGUUGCUGUGACAGGCCAGUGUCGUAUAGCGGUGCGGAGAAGGGAAGAAACCUCUUUAAAAUGGCGAGAUGUGGCAGGUGUUAUUGUGCUGUGACGGUGCUGAGCGUGUGGCUCUGUGUCCAGUCGGUGCCCAUCAAUGUGGACCAGAGUAAACCUGGAGAGGAUGAAGCAGAAGCUCCGGAGAUAGGGGAAACAGGGCUGCACUACGACCGCUACCUCCGUGAGGUCAUUGAGAACCUGGAGAAAGACGAGCACUUUGCAGAGAAGCUGAGAAACACAGACAUGGAGGACAUCAAGCAAGGCAAACUAUUGAAAGAGCUGGACUUUGUCCACAAGAACCUUCGGACCAAGCUGGACGAGCUGAAGCGGCAGGAGAUGAGCCGAUUGCGCAUGCUGAUCAAAGCCAAGCACAACAUCCAGGAAGGCCACGCUGGGUGGACCAGAGAGCACCAGGCGCUGCUGAGACAGUUCGAGCAUCUCAACCACUCCAACCCACACACCUUUGAGGUGUCCGACCUGGACCGGCUGAUCAAAACGGCCACCAGCGACCUGGAGAACUACGACCAGGACCGGCACGAUGAGUUCAAGAAGUACGAGAUGAUGAAGGAGCACGAGCGGCGGGAGCGCCUGAAGAGCAUGAGCGAGGAGGAGCGCAAGAAGGAGCAGCAGCGCUACGAGGAGAUGAGGAGGAAGCACGCCGACCACGCCAAAGUCAACCAUCCCGGCAGCGAGGACCAGCUGAAGGAGGUCUGGCAGGAGACCGAUGGCUUGGACCCGGACUACUUCGAGCCCAAGACCUUCUUUAAAAUGCAUGACACGAACGGGGACGGCUUCUUCGACGAGAGCGAGCUGGAGGCCCUCUUCACCAAGGAGCUGGAGAAGGUCUACAACUCCAAGAACGAGGAGGACGACAUGGUGGAGAUGGAGGAGGAGAGGCUGCGGAUGCGAGAGCACGUCAUGAGUGAGAUCGACACCAACAAGGACAGGCUGGUGUCACAAAGCGAGUUCUUAGCGGCGACGCAGAGGGCCGACUUCCGGGAGAAGGAAGAGUGGGAGACCAUAGAGCGGAACCCAGUGUUCACGGAGCAGGAGCUGAGAGACUACGAGCAGCAGCUGGCGCGAGCGGAGCACGAGCUCCACCGGAGGACGUCUGAGCUGCAGAAGCAGAGAGCAGAGCUGGAGAAGCGUCAGGAGGAGCUGGACGCUCAGAAACUGGACCUGAAGCAGGCUGCUCAGCAAAUGGAGCAACUACAGGCUCAGAAACAGACGGCUAAAGUCCAGCUAGGUGGCGCUGCAGCAAGUGACCCACCACCAGGUCUCCACAGUCAGCCGCUGCCUAACAACCAGCCUCAGCAGGGUGUUCCGGUGUCUGGCCUGUCCUAACCUCUGACACUGGCGUGUGUGUGUGUGUGUGUGUCUCACUACUACUUGAGCUCAUCUGUCAAUCAAACAAGACUCCGGGAGCAGUUUUGCCGCCACCCAUGCAAACUGAAGCUGUCGUCUUUCUUUAUACUUGCAGUGCAAUUUUUAUUAAUCCAUCUUUAGCUGCCAAUCAAAUGGGAUAUGUACACAACCGGUGGUGAUCAUAAUGUUUUGGCCAAAUGCUGUACUCGUAUAUAAGCCCACAAGAUAAACACAGAACUCCUCUGUACUAAGAGGCAUUUGAAUUUCAGUCUCAACUAUCUGCUACACAUCAGCUCUCUCAGAGCGAUAACAAUCUCUACUGCAGUGAGGCGUGACUGCACUGUAGUUUGACCCGCAGGUGGCGACGUUAUUAUGACUUGGUGUGUAAAAAAACCCGAGGAGACUGAAAAAUUAUGAUUCUAAAAGAGGAAGUUGAAAUAUUUUCUGGUAAAUGUAUUUAAGAUAAAUCCUACCAAGUAUGAACAUGCCAAACUUUAACAUGAGCUGGAUUUUCAAGAAUUAUUUAAUGUUAUUGUGAUGUGUGUGUGCGUCCUGUUUGUGUGUGUGUGAGAGACAGACUUCAUUCUUGAUUCUCAAGUGCCACAGAGGUCUGGACUGCGAUGUGAAGUAUUUAUUUUGUCAGUCUGGACUCCUGAGUCGUCACCAUGUGAGAGGUGGAUAAUAAAGAGAAUGUUUCUAAUAUAA